Messenger RNA from Naumovozyma castellii, 987 nucleotides. RefSeq lists its product as uncharacterized. The coding region runs from base 1 to 987 and encodes 328 amino acids. The record is from RefSeq and is a predicted model, not a curated record. The transcript has a single exon. Lineage: Eukaryota; Fungi; Ascomycota; Saccharomycetes; Saccharomycetales; Saccharomycetaceae.
AUGAAACUCAAAUCACAUAUAAUCGAUAUUAAUAUUCCCAAUUCACUAUUAGAUAUCUCGAAGAUCCCAACAGCAACGGCCGUUUUAACAUGCUUCUAUGUUAUUCUCUCUUUAUCUCUCUUCUAUAUUAAGAGAUCAACUUACAACCAUAUUGUUUCAACUGGUGUAGAGAUUCAAUACUCAGACAUCCAAUGUCCAUUUCUGCAAUUGGUACCCUCAAAAGUGGUGUACUAUCCAUUUUCGAUUAUCCUUUCUAACCUUGUGGAUACGGAGAUAUGGAAAUUCGUUGUUACCUUAUUAAAUUUAAUCAUCGGAGGCUCCUUUAUUGAAAGAAAUUGGAAUAGCUCUAAGGAGCUUUUAAAAUUUACAAUUGUUAUAGGUUCCCUUAUUAAUAUUAUUAUGGCAGCUUUUAGUCUCAUUAUAUCAUUUAUUUACCCAAGCUUCAGGUCUGAUAUUCCCCUAGAUGGUAAUUAUACAGUAAUUAUUGGCUUUCCCAUUAUAUAUAAACAACUGUUACCAGAAACAAGCAUCUUCAACUUGAAAACUCCAAGAUUCCUAUCAAAAAACUUCAGAUUUAAAUUAUUGCCUGUUUUUAUGCUAUGCUUUAUGACAAUAAUGCAGCUUAUUUGGUUUCAUCAUAUAGCCCAAUUAUUAUCUAUAUGGGUUACUUUCUUUUCAUGUUGGGUUUAUCUACGAUUAUAUCAAGUAUUAUAUCUUGAUAAUACUUUGAUUGUUGGGGAUGCCUCAGAUACAUUCCAGUUGAUUUAUUUUUUCCCAGAUCUUGUUAAACCUCUUUUAAAACCAAUAUUCAACAACAUUUAUGAUAUUAUUUGUGUAAAAUUAAAACUCGUUAAGGCGUUCCAGCUUAAUGAUAUUGAUAAGGGGAACGAUAUUGCUGAGCAAAGGGGAGCCAAAAAACUCGAUUUGUCAGUGGAAGAAAGGCGAAGAGAGUUGGCACUUCAAGUCUUACAGGAGCGUAUGGCUUAG